UUCCUAUUUAUGAGGUGGGGUGAUGAAAGAGGAAGACAGGAAAGAUGGCGACAGUGCAAUCAAUCAUUAUCUAUGUGCCUCUUUCCCCGGCCAUUUAAAUCCCCACCCACAUCCUUGGAUGCGACACCAUGGUCGUGGCUGCGGACUGUGGGAGGUCGAAGCUGAGGAUAUCGAGCACCGUCCAGCAAAUGGCAGAGAUCAUCUCCACCUCCUCCUCGUCUUGCUCCCCUCCUCCCCCACCGCCCCCCUCUCUGCCGUCGCUGCCACCGUUUUUCCCCGCCCCUGCUCACCGGCCGGCUACUAGCGCUCUUCAGCACCGGCUGCAGUGCCUCCUCGGCUCCCGACCCGAGUGGUGGACUUACGCCAUCUUCUGGCGCGCCUCCCCCGAUCACCACCUUCUCGCCUUCGGCGACGGCCAUUUCCGCGGCAAUCGUGAGCUCGACGGGAGGCGCGUCCCACCGAGGAGCGGCAGCGGCGGUGGUGUCCAUGCCGUCCUGAUCGAUGAGGCCUGCACCGACGGCGACGAUGCCGAGUGGUUCUACGUGGUUUCCCUCACACGGUGCUUCGCGGCAGGGGAGGCCGCCGUACCCGCCCGCGUCUACGGCACGCUGGCGCUCGUCUGGUUGACGGGCGCGCAUGCGCUCCAGACGUGCGGCUGCGACCGAACCCGCGAGGCACAGCUUCACGGGAUCGAGACGAUAGUGUGCGUGCCGGUGGCUGGGGGCGUCCUGGAGCUCGGCUCCUCCGAGCUCGUUGGGGAGAACUGGGUCUUGGUGCAGCAGGCCAAGGCCAUCUUCUCCGUUCCCGACGACGAGGCCGACGCCGGUCUGGCGCCUGUCGUGACUCUGCCGAGCCCAGUCUCGAAGAAGGAGGUCUCCGGGCCGUCGAUGUCGGUCGACACGGAGCAGUUCUCCGAUUCCGAAGGAGGACAGACGGUGGAGGGCCUCCGAGGCAAGAAGCGGGGGCGGAAGCCCGGCAGCAGGCGAGAGACGCCGGUGAACCACGUCGAGGCCGAGCGGCAGCGGCGCGAGAAGCUGAACCACCGGUUCUACGCGCUGCGCUCGGUGGUGCCCAACGUGUCGAGGAUGGACAAGGCGUCCCUGCUAGCCGACGCCGUCUCCUACAUCAAGGAACUGAAGUCCAAGCUGGAGGAUCUCGAGGCAGAUUCGAAGAGGGCCAAGAAGGAGAUAAACGUGGUGGACGCCAGCAACCGCCCCUGCGGCGCCAUGGCCAGCAGCACCGGGACGGCUACCACCUCGUCGUCGGUGGUGACGGCAGGGCCAGCGACGAUGGAGGUGGAGGUGAAGUCGCUGGGGCCGGACGCGAUGAUCAGGGUUCAAACGGAGAACGUGAGCCACCCGACGGCGAAGCUGAUGGAGGUGCUGCGGGAGCUAGAGCUGCAGGUGCACCACGCGAGCGUGUCAAGCGUCAAAGAGGUGAUGCUGCAUGAUGUGGUGGUGAGAGUGCCGGAUGGGCUGCAGGCGGAGGACAGCCUCAGGGACGCCCUCCUCACCAAGCUGGAGACGAGCUGAGAGGAGGAGGAGGAGGAGGAGGAGGAAGAGGAGGAGGAGCCUGCGGGCGAAGAAGCCAGGAUUACAGUCUUCUUUCCUUUUUGUUGCUCCGUAGGUGGUUCGACGUAUUAGAGCUAAUGACUCGUUUGGGUAGUGGGAAUAAUGCCUCUCAUGGCUUCCGUCGUGGGUUAAAGAACUUGUUACUGUGGUGUGAGGGUGAUUAGAUAUGAUGACAACAAUAAUAACAAACCGUUGAUCUUACUGUAA
Messenger RNA from Musa acuminata subsp. malaccensis (wild Malaysian banana), 1778 nucleotides. Its product is annotated as transcription factor MYC3-like. The record is from RefSeq and is a predicted model, not a curated record. Gene Ontology annotation, cellular component: nucleus. Gene Ontology annotation, biological process: regulation of DNA-templated transcription. Lineage: Eukaryota; Viridiplantae; Streptophyta; Magnoliopsida; Zingiberales; Musaceae. Gene Ontology annotation, molecular function: DNA-binding transcription factor activity; transcription cis-regulatory region binding; protein dimerization activity.